Saprolegnia diclina VS20 is the source of this 1263-nucleotide messenger RNA. RefSeq lists its product as hypothetical. The record is from RefSeq and is a predicted model, not a curated record. The transcript is spliced from 10 exons. Gene Ontology annotation, molecular function: Hsp90 protein binding. NCBI's taxonomy places the organism in Eukaryota, Oomycota, Saprolegniomycetes, Saprolegniales, Saprolegniaceae. Bases 1 to 1263 code for a protein of 420 amino acids.
AUGUCCAACUACGCCAAGUGGGACAAGAUCCUCCGGGAGCUCGAAGAGGACGAGGCCGAGACCUCGACGUUGGCCAAGACGGCAGCGGCGACGACGAGCGCGCCGGCCAAGCCGCGGCUGUCGCACAAGCCCCAUCAGCUGCGCGAGGACAUGCGCGAGACGUCGGAGCGUAUCCACGCCCUUGAGAAGGACCUCAAGGAGUACGAUGCGCUCGCGUCCGUCCUCGACGACCUCCCAAAGAAGCUCGAGCACGAGAUCAUGGUGCCCCUCGCGAAGCAAGCGUUCAUUCCUGGCUCCAUCAUCCACUCGAACGAAAUCAUUGCGCACCUCGGCGGCGACCACUACGCCAAGAAGACGGCGAUCGAGACGCAGGACAUGAUUGCGCGGCGCCAGAAGAACAUUACGGGGCAGAUCGACGCGCAAAAGGAGUGGCUCGCGUCGCUCCACGACAAGCUCCACGACGUCGACCACGUCCUGAAGCUCAAGAAGAUUUACGAGGAAGAAAACAUUCAAGAAAUCAAGCAGUCGGAGGAAGAGAGCAACGCGCUCCUGCAAGCGACGGACGCCACGGACGAAGAUUUUGAAGAAUAUUUUGAGAUUGAGAAUGAAGAAGCCGCCAAGGCCCAAGUGGCCGACGCCUGGAACUGGGACGAGGCCAUGCAGCGCAUGGAAGAGCUCGAAAAGCACGAAAGCGAUCAAGCGCAGGAAUCCUUCUUUGUCGACCCUAAUGUCACCAAAGCCGAGGGGUUCAAGCAGCAAGGCAACGCCGCGUUUGCGUCGACCAGCUACCAGUCGGCGAUGGAGUAUUACUCCAAGGCCCUCGCGCUGCAGCCGUCGUCGCACACGCUGCUCGGGAACCGAUCGGCGGCCUACUUUCACUUGCGCAAAUUCGACUUGGCGCUCGAAGACGCGACCAAGGCCAUCUCGCUCGAUGCGUCCUGGCCCAAGGGCCACUUUCGCCGCGGCCAGGCGCUCGGCGAGCUCGGGCGCUUUGACGAAGCGGCGGCGGCGUUCGAGAAGGCGCUGGCGCUCAAGCCGACCGACAAGUCGAGUGCGGCCCAAGCCACGACCAUGCGCGCCAAGGCCAAAGCGAAAGAAGAUGCCGAGAACCUUCGCGUGUCCAGCAACUCGAGUGUCUUUUCCGGGCGUGUGCUCGAGCGCGGCACCGAGCCGGCAGCGCCCGCACCCGAGACGACCCCCGUGGUGGCGCCGAAGCGUGUCUCGCGCUUCAAGGCCAUGCGCCAAGGCCAGUCGUUCGAGUAG